CAGUUUUUGUUAGAAAAAAAAAAAAAAAAAAAAAGGAAUUGUCAUCUUCCACCUCUCCGUCGACCAUGGCAGGUACCGUGCGGUGGCUGACCGGGCAGGGCCAGGAAGAGGCUCUCUCUGGCGGAACAUCAUUUGGCAUGCCAUGGCCAAGGGGUCGUUAUCAACCAGGACAGGCCUUUGUGAUCGAAGCAGAAGGCCAGACAUACCCUCUAGACUCUCGAGAACUUGCGUUCUGGGCGGACGGAUCUCUGAGAUGGACGGCACACUCUGUCAGCCAGGAUAUCGGGUACAGCGCACAAUAUACCGUCAAAGGCGCGGCGGACAAGGCCGAGGAGUUAGCAGGAGUGGCCAUUGAUCAAAGUGGUCCCCAUCUGCUUGUUUCGACGAAGCUCGGACUCGAGCUGCAGUUCUCCCCGCCAGGAAGUUCGACUUGGCUGGAGAGCUUGUCUGUGAAUGGGUGUGUGGUGUGUUCCGGGGCCCGGAUCGUUGCUUCCAUCGAUAAAAAGGAAUAUACCACUGUCGUCCAGGGGGCCACAGUGGAAAACGCCACCUUCAGUAGGGUCCUCGUCAAAGUCUCCGGCGUCGUUGUUUCUUCCUCCCCUGAUGAUCGGGUGGAACAUCUCCCCUUUGACGUCCGGGUGUACGUAUACUCUCACGCAUCAACCGUGCGGAUUCUUCAUUCCUUCAUCCACGAUCUGGACGCGGACGAGCCUUUGACCUCGUUGGGGUUGCAGUUUUCUGUGCCCCUUGGAGGGACGGAGCGAUAUAACCGACAUAUCCGCCUUGGGGGAUCGGGGGGCGGCAUCCUCAAAGAAGAAGUCCAGGGUCUUUCGGGGCUCAGGCACGGCCCAACCGUGCAGGACCGGAUUGAUCAGACGGCCGGCCGAGCGGUGACACUCCGGGAAACCGAAUGGAAGCGGACCGACCUCGCCAGGGGACUGACGUACAUUCCGUGCUGGGACUCGUAUUCGCUGUCGCAGCUGUCGUCGGACGGGUUCACGGUCAAGAAACGGACGAGACGGGGCUGUUCCUGGGUCAAGGUGACGGGCGGCGGGCGCGCCGAUGGACUGGCCUAUGUGGGAUCAGCUCGACACGGCGGCUUGGCCGUGGGGAUGUCGGACUUCUGGGAACGCUACCCUACCCAACUGGAUCUCGACCAUCUCACGAGUGAGGAGGGGGUGAUCACGGUGUGGAUGUACUCUCCUCUGGCAGAGCCGCUUGAGACCGCGCCGUACCACGAUGGCCUGGGGCUCGACUCGUACGGAAAACAGCUGGAGGCCCUCGACGUGACGUACGAGGACUAUGAGCCUGGGUUUGUGACGGCCAACGGGAUCGGACGGACGAACCAGUUCUUCCUUCGGCCAUAUCUAGCCACGCCCUCCAACCGCGAGUUGAGUGGCUUUUCGUCUCUGGUGCGGCAGCCAGCUCGGUUAAUAGCAGACCGACAAUACAUGCACUCGACGGGCGUCUUCCACGGGUGCUGGGCCCCCGACUUGCACGGACUUGGGUUCAGCAGCAGCACCCCGAGCGCGGGCGAGGUGGAGGAGAUCGAGCGCAACCUGGACUUGCUGUUCAACUUCUACCGCGAGCAGGUGGAGCAGAAUCGAUGGUACGGCUUCUGGGACCACGGGGACGUGCAGCACACGUACGACGCGUACCGGCAUGCCUGGCGCUACGACGUGGGCGGGUUUGCGUGGGACAACUCGGAGCUGUCGACGGACCUGUGGCUGUGGCUGUAUUUCCUGCACACGGGACGAGCGGAGGUGUUCCAGAUGGCCGAGGCCAUGACGCGCCACACGGGCGAGGUGGAUGUCUACCACGCCGGGCGGUUCAAGGGGUUUGGGACGCGGCACGGGGUGCAGCAUUUCAGCGACAGCUCCAAGCAGCUACGGAUCUCCAACGUGCUGUACCGCCGGAUCUACUUUUACCUGACGGGCGACGAGCGCACGGGGGAUCUCAUCCAGGAGCUCGCGACGUGCCAGCAGACGCUGCUGGCGCUGGACUCGCACCGUAAAGUGCAGCAACACGCCGACGAGCUGCCCGAGGGGUUUGCCAUGACGAACAUCGGGCUGGACUGCGGCGCGCUGGCGGCGGCGUGGCUGAGCACGUGGGAGCGACGCGCCGAGGGCUGGAUGCAGGCGCGCGAUCUGUUGGUCCGGCUGCUGGACGGGGUGGCCAGAUUGCCGCAUGGGAUCGGCAACAACGCGAUCCUGCUGAACCCGACGACGGGCGAGAUGCGGGCCUGCCCGCCUCCGACGCCCGAGUAUGCCAUCUCGCACUUAUCAAUGCUGUUUGGGUUCCCCGAGAUUGUCACCGAGCUUCUCGACUACGCUCGCGAGAUGUAUCCGGACUGCGUGGCACGGUUCCUGCGCGUGUGGCUCGCGUACUGUCGUGCCUACAACGGGGGGGAGGCCGUACAGCGCGAGGAGUUUGGGUUUGUGUUUCCGGAGCAUGCCACCUGGCGACAGAGCCACUCGACGUUGACGGGACUGGCGGCGGCGGAACUGCAGAGCGAGACGCUCGGGCGGGCGGCGUGGAGGCAGUUUUUCCAUACUGAUGGCUACACUCGCGAGCACGCAUGGACGGUGACUGCCACAGCUCCUCCCGAGUAUCUUGCGGUGGGGGAGGAGGCGACGUGGGUGACGACGAACGAGGCAGCUCGAUACGGAGUGUCUGCGAUAGUUAAUUUAGCCAAUAUUCGGCAGUUUUUAGAUCUCGAUAGAGAGAUGACAGAGAUGACAGAGAUGACAGAGAUGACAGAGAUGACAGAGAUGAUAGAAGAUGAUAGAAGGGAGAUGAGAGAUGAAAAGGAAGAGGAGAGAAGAGAGGAGAAGUGAUGAUGGGAGAGAGAGAGAGAAAGAGGGGGAAGAAGAAGAAGAAGAAGAAGGAGCGAUGGAGGUGCCUUCCUAAAUGGGAUGGUCGUUGUCAAUACAAUACCACCCGAGUUCAUACGGUAACUUACAGUAUAGCAU
Penicilliopsis zonata CBS 506.65 is the source of this 2972-nucleotide messenger RNA. RefSeq lists its product as hypothetical. NCBI's taxonomy places the organism in Eukaryota, Fungi, Ascomycota, Eurotiomycetes, Eurotiales, Aspergillaceae. The transcript has a single exon. The record is from RefSeq and is a predicted model, not a curated record. The coding region runs from base 66 to 2837 and encodes 923 amino acids.